This is a messenger RNA of Closterium sp. Naga37s-1, 1806 nucleotides long. The record is from the annotation of a GenBank genome assembly. NCBI's taxonomy places the organism in Eukaryota, Viridiplantae, Streptophyta, Zygnematophyceae, Desmidiales, Closteriaceae.
AUGCCGACAGAGCCAUUGCCGCCCGAUUCCCCUUCAUGCCUCCCGAUUCUUCUUUCUCGCCGGCCGGUUCGCUUUCCCGUCGCCCUACUCCCCUUCCCGUUGCCCGAAUCACGUUCCCGCCGCCCGGUUCCCCUUUCCCGCCGCCCGAAUCCCCUUCCACGCUGCCUGAAUCCCCUUUCCCGCCCAUUGAUUCCGUGCGGGCCUCCCGACCGCCGCGUCCCGCCGUCCGAUUCCCCUUUCGCGCCGCUGGAAUCCCGUUUCCGCCGCCUGAUUCCCGUUCCCGCCGCCCGCUUCCCCUUUCCCACCGCCCGAUGCGCCUUCCCGCCGCCCGAUUCCCAUUUUCCGCCGCCAGACUCCCCUUCCCGCCUCCCUAUUCCCCUUUCCGUCGCCCGACUCCCCCUCCCUCCCUUCCCUCCCUUCUCUCCCGUCCCUCCCUUCUCUCCCUUCCCUCCCUUCUCUCUCUUCCCUACCUUAUCUCCUUUCCCUCCCUUCUCUCCCGUGCCUCCCUUCCCUCCCUUAUCUCCCUUCCCUCCCUUCUCUCCCGACCCUCCCUUCCCUCCAAUCCCUCCCUUCCCUCCAAUCCCUCUCUUCUCACCCGUCUCUCCCUUCCCUCCCAUUCUCCCUUCCCUCCCUUCCCUCCCUUCUCUCCCUUCUCUCCCAUCCCUCCCUUCCCUCCCAUCCCUCCCUUCCCUCCCUUUCUCCCUUUCCUCCCUUCCCUCCCUUCCCUCCCUUCCCUCCCUUCCAUCCCUUCUCUCCCUGCUCCAUCUCUCCUUUCCCUCCCGUCUCUCCCGUCCCUGCCUUCCCUCCUUCCCUCCCUUCCCUCCCUUCCUCCCCUUCACUCCCUUCCGGCCUUGCCCUCCCUUCUCUCCCUUCCCGCCCUUCUCUCCCCCCCUACCUUCUCUCCCUUUACUCCUUUCCCUCUCAUCCCUAAUAGCAAUCUCCUGUCUCUCCCUUCUCUCCCUUCUCUCCCUUCCCUCCAUUCUCUCCAUUUUCUCCCCUCUCUCCCUUCCCGCCCUUCUCUCCCCCCCUUUCACCCUUUACUCCCUUCCGUCUCAACCCGACUUCCAAACUUCCGUCCCUCCCUUCCCUCCCUUCUCUCCCGUCCCUCCCUUCCCUCCUUCCCUCCCUUCUCUCCCUUCUCUCCCGUCCCUCCCUUCCCUCCCUUCGCUCCAUUCUCUCCAUUUUCUCCCUUCUCUCCCUUCCCAUUUGUUUCUCUCCCCCCCUACCACCCUUUACUCCCUUCCAUCUCAUCCCUCCUUGCAAUCUCCCGUCUCUCCCGUCCCUGCCUUCCCUCUUUCCCUCCCUUCUCUCCCUUCCCUCCCUUCUCUCCCUUCCCUCCCUUCUCUCCCGUCCCUCGCUUCCCUCCUUCCCUCCCUUCCCUCCCUUCCCUCCCUUCACUCCCUUCCCUCCCUUCCCUCCCUUCUCUCCCUUCCCGCCCUUCUCUACCCCCUUACCUUCACUCCCUUUUCUCCUUUCCCUCUCAUCCCUAAUAGCAAUCUCCUGUCCCUCCCUUCUCUCUCUUCUCUCCCGUCCCUCCCUUCCCUCCCUUCCCUCCAUUCUCGGCAUUUUCCCCCUUCUCUCCCUUCCCUCCCUUCUCUCCCUUCCCUCCCUUCCCUCCCUUCCCUCCCUUCCCUAACUUCCCUCCCUUCCCUCCCUUCUCUCCCUGCUCUCCCAUCAACCCUUUCCCUCCCUUCUCUCCCGUCCCUCGCUUCCCUCCUUCCCUCCCUUCACUCCCUUCCCUCCCUUCUCUCCCUUCCACUCUUCUCUCCCCCCAUACCUUCUCUCCCUUUUCUCCCCUCCCUCUAA